AUGGCCGCGCGUACAAUUACAGCCACCGGUAGUGACGUCAUAUCAGACGCCGAAGCUCCAUUGCUAAACGACGUCGUCCCUAGCUCCGUCGACUUCCGCGGCCGGCCCGCCGUCCGAUCGAAAUCCGGCUGCUGGAAGUCCUCUUCUUUCAUCAUAGGUGUUGAGAUGGCCGAGAGAUUUGCUUACUACGGCAUAAGUGCGAAUCUGGUGACCUACUUGACCGGCCCGUUGGGCCAAUCCACCGCCAGGGCUGCGGCGAACGUGAACGCGUGGUCCGGCACGGCGUUUCUCUCUCCGCUGCUGGGCGCUUUUAUCGCCGACUCUUAUUUGGGGAAAUAUCGGACGAUCAUCUUUGCAUCUCUGCUCUACAUCCUGGGACUCGGUUUCUUGUCUCUAUCAGCCGCUCUUCAACACUCAGACAAAACACAUUCUCCCCCUCAGCUUCAGAUAAUCUUCUUCUUCUCUUCAUUGUACCUGGUCGCAUUAGCCCAAGGUGGGCACAAGCCCUGCCUGCAAGCUUUCGGGGCCGAACAAUUUGACGACAAUGAUCAGGACGAGCGCAAAGCCAAGAGCUCGUUUUUCAACUGGUGGAAUUUUUGCCUGUGCGCCAGUGUAUUGGUUGGCCUCCUCGUCUUGACUUACAUUCAGGACAACAUGAGUUGGGAACUCGGGUUUGGGAUUCCAUGCAUCGUCAUGUGCCUUGCGCUUAUCGUGUUUGCCCUUGGUUCAUUUACCUAUCGUUUUCAAUUGUCCGGUGAUCAGAGGAACCCGUUUUUGAGAAUCGGUCGUGUUUUUGUCGAGCUGGCUAGAAAUUGGAGGGUGAGGAACAACAAUGCAGUUCUAUCCGUCAAAGUGGAUUCUUGUUAUGAGUUUGUGGAAAAAGGCCUGCUCGAACCCAACAAUUCGAAAGACAUCGAGGAUGCAAAAACUAUCCUUAAACUUCUCCCGAUAUGCCUCACGUGCCUCGUGUACUCCACCGUGUACUCCCAAUCCACGACCUUCUUCACCAAGCAAGGAGCCACCAUGGACCGCCACAUCACCGCCAGCUUCCAGCUGCCGGCCGCCUCCCUCCAGUCCUUCACAGCCGCCUCCCUCGUCCUCUUCAUCCCGAUUUACGAGCGGGUUCUUGUCCCGGUUGCCCGAGCCGUGACCCGAAAACCAACCGGCAUAUCCCUGCUCCAGAGAGUCGGGACAGGAGUAUUUUUGUCCGUAAUCUCGAUGACUGUUGCAGGUUUUGUCGAGAGCAAGCGGUUGAAAGUCGCGCUUGAGCACGGGCUAGUCGACUCGCCUGGGAAAACAGUUCCCAUGAAUGUUUUGUGGCUGGCCCCACAGUACCUUGUCCUGGGGAUUGCUGACGUGUUCACACUCGUCGGGCUUCAGGAGUUUGUGUACGACCAAAUCCCGGGCGAUCUGAAAAGCAUGGGGCUCGCCAUUUCACUUGGUGUGCUUGGGACAGGUAGCUUUCUGAGCGGGUUUAUCGUGUCAGUUAUUGAUGGGUUGACCGGGGGGAGUCGUGGUUGGGCCCACCAGAGUUGGUUCUCGAGCAAUUUGAACCGGGCCCACCUGGACUACUUCUACUGGCUGCUGGCUGGGCUGAGCGCCUGCUCGUGUGUGGUGUUUGUGUAUUUGGCUAGGUCUUAUGUUUAUGUAAGGAAAUGUGUAGUUUGA
Molecule: messenger RNA, 1668 nt
Organism: Striga hermonthica
Lineage: Eukaryota; Viridiplantae; Streptophyta; Magnoliopsida; Lamiales; Orobanchaceae
Source: the annotation of a GenBank genome assembly